This is a messenger RNA of Anthonomus grandis grandis, 1977 nucleotides long. Its product is annotated as caspase-8. The coding region runs from base 103 to 1791 and encodes 562 amino acids. Gene Ontology annotation, biological process: proteolysis. NCBI's taxonomy places the organism in Eukaryota, Metazoa, Arthropoda, Insecta, Coleoptera, Curculionidae. Gene Ontology annotation, molecular function: cysteine-type endopeptidase activity. The record is from RefSeq and is a predicted model, not a curated record. The transcript has 6 exons.
UAAAACUAUUUGGGGGGUGGGAGGGGAGCUUGUGUAUUUUUUGGCUUUGUAUAUUUAAUUAAUUCUUGGUGAUUCCCAGAGAAGCCCCCUGAAUAAAGGAAAAUGGGAACGCGGCAUUCAAAAGAUUACCUUGGGUCGGGUGACGUCUCCUCAGACGACGAUUUCGAUCAGCCUUUCUUUAUGGAGCCGAAUUACUUUAAACCCAAUACUUUACCCCCUUAUGCAGCAGAUGACUACCAAUUCUCUGAUGCAGUAAAGGAAGAUAAUAGUGUUGAUGCCAUCGGAGGCCUCGGGCUCUUCGAACCGACAAUUUCCGUGGACAAAUUAAUUGAGAUAGAAUCCAAGCUGGAUUUAUAUGAGAUAAUAUCACUUAUGUACUUGCUGUGUGAAGAUUCAAAAAAUGCCUUAAAUAACAUGAUGAGGGCUUUAAAUGCUGGUAGAACUAGUCAGUGGUUGUUGAAGUGGGCAAAAUCUGAAGAUAUGUGGCAGAAAAAGCUUGUCGAGGCUUUGUGUAUUGUGCAGAAUUAUGCGGUCUUGAAAGAGUUAGGCUACAAUAAAAACGACCUUCAACAUGAGUUCCUUCCCUCUCAAGCAGCUGUCACUUGCUCAAUAAGCAAAAAUAGGAAACUCUUCUACUUAAUAUCAGAAAGACUUACCAAAGACCAAACUCUAGACUUUAUUCAGCACAUGGACCAAAGAACAUCUAAAGAAAAUUCAAAAUUUUAUGACCAUGACUAUCUGGAACUGUAUUUUCUAGACUGGGAAAUAUCCGGGGUUGAAUAUUCAACUAUACAAAGGGUAUUUAAAAAGAUGAAUUUGGAUUGGUUUUAUGAUCAAUUAGAUUUAAUAUUACCGUCAUCUACUUUUACCCCUCCUUCACCUCUGAGGGAAUCUAAGAGCAAGACAAUGCAAGAUAAUGCUAAUUUGGCAACAAGUUCUAUGGAUUAUCCCUCAAGUUCUUCUCAAGGGCCAAGAAGUAGUGUACCAUUAUCAUUCUAUGAUUCUAAUAGGUAUGACAUUAAUCCUAACAAGCCUGGAGUUAUUUUGAUCAUAAAUCAAGAAUCUUUUUAUACUGAGCAUGAGGAACAAUUUAAGCAUCUUUUACAUGAGAACAAGGAUGAAAUUCAGCUUGCUGAUAGACAAGGUACUCUAGUGGAUAGAGACAGACUGGAAAGUCUUUUCAAGAGGAUGAAUUUCUCGGUUAUAGUGGAAGAUAACCUGACUCAUUUGGAUAUGCUUAAGUCCAUAGAGAAUGUGACCAGUAGAGUUAAAGAUGAAAGUAGUUUGGUUGUUUGUAUUUUGUCUCAUGGCAGCAACGGGGUCGUUUAUGGAGCAAACAGUUGCAGGGUCGAAGUUAAAAGUAUUGAACAUAUAAUGUGUAGGAGAAAUAAAAACCUGGUGGGGAAACCAAAAUUGUUAAUAUUACAGGCGUGCCAAGGUGAGAGAUGUCAAAAAGUUAUAGAAGAAGAAGACGAAAGUGUGGACGAUGACAGCCAUAAUGCUACAGAUGGGUUAAAAAAAGCCCCUACAGCGGACUUGACAACGUAUUGGGCUACAAUUCCAGGAUACGCUGCCAUAAGAAAUGCUAAAACGGGAUCUUGGUUUAUACAGGCCCUGUGUGAGGAAAUUGAGCAGAGCAAUUCUCAGAUUCACGUUUUGGACAUUUGCACCAAAAUAAACGAUAAUGUAUCGAAGAAAAAAUGGAAGGUGGUCAAUGGUGAGAAUAUUAUGACACCACAAGUGACUACGACAUUUACUAAGAGCUUUUAUUUGCCUUCAUUAAAGUCCUAAAGUAAGUAAAUGUUAUUUUUGUAUAAAUAUCUUUGUUAUAUGAUCUUCUAUGUGAUUUAUUUUGUUAAAAGUAUAUAUUUUUAGUUUUUAUUAUAAUUUAAGUUAUAAGUUUAUAAGUAACACAAUGAUAGUGUGACCAAAGUGCUUUUUUUAUACAAAAUACAUUAUUGGAUAUUUUCGUAUAAA